CUGCUGCCCCGCCGGUGGGAGAACCAAAGGGCUGUACAUGGCGGUGGAGAGAACAACCUGGCUGUUCUGUCUUCUUGCGCUGUUUUGUGGUCUCUCCAAGCAAGCAAAGCCUGUUUCGGUGGAGCUGAGCUGCGGGGCCGGGCCCAGCCAUGUAGUGUUGGAGUCGGGUCUGCCCCUGUUGCUGGACUGCAACCUUGGGGCAAGCGAUACGCCUUUCAACAUCACCUGGAUUAAGGAUGGCCAGCCGCUGCCUUUGGAGGGGGGGGAAUUCCUGCAGCAUUUGGCCAACGGAUCCCUCCUGCUGCUGCCGACCUCUAAGGACGGCCGGCCUCCUCGGGGCGUGGAGGGGGGCUACAGCUGCGUGAGCGGCAGCGCCCUCGGAGCCCUGACCAGCCGGACUGUGAAUGUUCUCCUAGCAAGUCUGUCAAAGUUACACCAGGAGCCGUCCCCUCAAACGGUGGCGGUUGGGGGAGCGGCUCGCUUUGGGUGCCAGAUUGAGGGAGUACCCACACCUGUUAUUACCUGGGAAAAGGACACAGUGGCUGUCCCCGAGGAGACAAGGUUCAUUUCCCUUCUUAACGGUGUGCUCCAGAUUCUGGAGGUGACAAAGGAGGAUGAGGGUGCCUACCGCUGUGUCGCGUCCAACUCCGCCAGGAGAGAGAUCUCUCAUGCAGCCAGGCUCACUGUCACCACAGACUCUACUGAAGCCCUGAAUGGAGUUGCCAUUGUUUCCCCCCCUCAGAAUGCAACAGUGGUGCUGGGCCGUCCCGCUGUGAUGGAGUGCAUGGCACAAGGCCAGCCGAAGCCACUGGUGUCCUGGAGCAGACAAGACGGAAAGCCCAUUUCCACUGAUGUGGUUGUCCUCGCAACCAACCUGGUGAUUAGGGACACGAGGCGUCACCACGCGGGCAUCUAUGUGUGCCGGGCCAACAAGCCCAAGACCAGAGAAUUCAUCAAUGCUGCUGCUGAGCUGCAUGUGCCCGCCCCUCCAGUGAUUCUCCAGCCCCCGGAGACAGUGUCCCUCUCCCGGGGAAACACAGCCAGGUUUGUGUGCAACAGCACUGGAGAGCCUCCCCCAGUGCUGCACUGGCUUAAGGACGGUCAGCCCAUCAAGUCGUUUCGACGAGUGAAAACCCAAAGCCCCGGAGUCCUGCUCAUCAACCAGCUAGCACUGGAGGACGAGGGCUACUACCAGUGCAUCGCGGACAACGGACUGGGCACGGCGUGUGCCACCGCCAAGCUGACGGUCAUUGUGAGGGAAGGUCUGCCCAGCCCUCCUCGCCACCUGUCCGCCACGCCCUCCAGCACCACCGCCCUGCUCACCUGGGAGAAACCCGAGUACAACGCGGACCAAAUCAUCGGCUACUCCGUGCACUGCCAGCGGGCCGCGGGCUCGGAUAACGAGGAGUACCAGUUUGCAAUGAACAACGACACCACAGAAUAUCACGUUAAAGAGCUUCUCCCCCACACUGCCUACUCAUUCUUUGUGGUGGCUUACUCUCCCAUGGGUGCCAGUCGGCCCUCCCUGCCAGUCACUGUAGAGAUGCUCGAGGAUGUACCAAGUGCGCCUCCUCAGCUGUCUAUAGUCAGCACCUCCCCCACAGACAUCAGGCUGAUGUGGCAUCCGUUGUCCUCGCAGCACAGCAGAGGGUCUGUUACCCGCUAUCGCAUUGAGUACAGCACUCUGGAUCAGGUGGACACUGUGUUCUCUGUGGAAGUCAGGGGCAAUGAGACUCAGUUCACACUAAAAGAGCUGCAGCCCAACCAGGCGUACCGACUGAGGAUAGCAGCUGGGACAGGCGUUGGCUUCGGGGUUCCCUCUGAGUGGGCUCAGCACCAAACAUUCGCCCACUACGGCUACAGCAACCACAGCGCGGUGAUUUUUGCCCCCACUGAGCUGAAAGUCAGAGCCAGAGUGAACACACUCAAUGUCACAUGGCAUCCCUCGCCAAAUCACACAGCGGCGUCUGGCUACAAGCUGUCAUGUCGAGAGGCGGAGGCCGAUGCGUCAGACAAUGGAGAAAAGGCGGCACAGACGCACACCAUAAGGCUGCGUAAGAAGGCCAGGUAUCAUCUCCUCACGGGGCUUGUCCCUGAUCGGCAGUAUGAGGUAAGGGUUUGGGCAUUCAACAAGCAAUUAGACGGAGCAGCUGCAGUGUGGAAAGGAAGGACGGACAAAACCCUCGACAGAGUGUCGCCAUGGUUGCCGCCCAUGCGGCCCCCUCCGUUGCCCCCGAGCAGCAUCCAGGCGGUGGCCAACAGCUCCACCUCCAUCUGGCUGCGCUGGGAGAAGCCACGGUUCAGCACCGUGCGCAUCAUCAACUACACGGUGCGCUGCAGUCCAGCGAGAACCACCAACGCCUCCCUGGUUUCCUACUACACCAGCUCUGCUCAGGAGCUGCUGCUCGGAGCGCUGAGGCCCUUCACCCGCUAUGAAAUAGCGGUGCAGUCAAAUGGAGUGGACGUGGUGGGACCCUUCAGCGGCACAGUGGAGGAGUCGACCUUGUCCGACCGGCCGUCCACGCCUCCCGAGGAGCUGCAGCUGAGCGCCCUGGACUCCUCUUCUGUGAUGGCGAGCUGGCGCCCCCCGCUGGAGCCUAACGGCAUCAUCACCAGCUACAAGAUCCUGUUCAGCAGCAACCUCAGCCACCCGGAGCACAUGUGGGAAAACCUCUCUCAGGACGGGAGCAUCACCAGUGUGGAAGUCCAGGGUUUGUCCAGCGGCACUCAUUACUUUUUUAAGCUGGGAGCGUCAACUGAGGUGGGGCCAGGGCCCUUUUCACCUGUAAAGGAUGUUUACACCCCACUUCAGAAUUAUGAGCUGGACAUCCACGCGGUGACAGGCAUCAUAGUUGGUGUAUGCCUGGGACUGAUAUGCAUCCUCCUCUGCAUGUGUUUCAGCUUUCGUAACGGCAAACCGAGGGAGGCGUCUAGGGGCCUGGACUCCACAGCUGCGACCCCCCAGUACAGACGAGGAGGCUGCACCGCUUCCUCCAACGUGCCAGAGUGCAGCGACGGCCACGAGCUGGAGACGCUGAUGCCCCGGGGCAUCCCGGAGUCUGGCCCGCUGCCAGAAGAUGCCCCCGAGGAGCAGAGCCUGAUGGCUGCUUGGAAUGGUUCUGUGAGUCAUAACUGGGCCAACAGAAUCACUAGAUACAGAGACACCAUGACAGAAGACUCUCCAACACUCAUUAAUGGAGCUCUCAACAUGCAAAUUAUUGAUAAUUGCACGGACUUGGAAGAUCAUCUUUGUACGUCCGUGUGCAGCAACCAGGUGGAGGCAGAAGUCAUCGUUCACUCGGGGCUGGCAGACCCAGAAAAAGAGAAAGAGGAGGAAGAGGAGGGCAGCGAACGGGAGGAUUCCAACACCACCAGGGGACCCUCAUUAUCAGAGGACGGACAUUCCCCCGUGAGUCAGCCAAACCCGCCAGGCCACGAGGACGUUUUUGAAAAACUAACGCCGGCCCAAGGCCCCGCGAGUCCUCCCUCGAUGAAGCACGGGGCCGAUCACAACCGGGAGCUGCGAGGCACGGCAGACCAGCUGAGCGCGGAUAAAGAACCGCACAGGGACACGGGGCUAACCAAUGGCUUCCACUCCCCAAAAAGCGUGCGCCCUGUACUGAAGUCGGAGCACUUGGAGAACGGGGAGUCCGGGCGCUGCCCUUUGGCACCAGGGAAGGCCGUCUCUGGUAGGAUGUCCUCCGCCCCGUUCGUCAGCUCUGGCCUGGUCCACUCUACCUCAGCAGCACACAGCUACCUGUGCCCGUAGCAGCCGCCCCUACACACACAUACACACACACACACACACACAGGUAUCCGACUGAUUUCUUCUUCUUACCCAGGUAGAAUCCCUAGGGAUUAUUUUAUUAUGCACCUCAUUAUUGGAUUCCUUUCUCUUGGAAAGUUUUUAUACAGUCCUUGAAUUCAUUGUUUCAUAGGGUUGGUAUACAAACCACACAUGGACCGUAUAUUUUUAGAUGUAGAAUACUGUGUAUGGUAAUGCAUUCUCUAGCAAUGCAACCAUAUAUUCCUCUGGGUUUUUCAUCCUGCCUUUGGGAAAGAAAAGAAAGAUUUAACUUAACCGAGCAGAUGGAAGUGGGUUAAAGGAGGCUUUUCCCACUGGGUCGCACGUGGAUUCAUUCCACGACGGAGCUCGGGAAUGUUCGCUGAGGUGAGGGAGACGAGUUGCCAUCAUGGAGGAAUCUGAAACGCGCGCUCCAUAGAUCUCCCUCCGGCUUUGCCGUGCGGAUGCGACUUUUAACGGGGCACUGAUAAUAAGCCUUAAAGAAAACCUGCACACUCUGCAGUGCAGAACACCUGUAUCUCGUAGCAGCCUCCUGCUGUCUCAGGGUCCUCCCGCUAACAGACACACACACACACGCACACACUCAGAAAGCUCUAGUGACACAACGCGGAAACACACAUUUACACAUUCCCAGACUGUAUUGAGGGGGUGCAUUCAUAACCUAUGGAUAUUUCUAUGGAUAUUCAGUGCAAGUACAAAACACCUGUUUCAACUGAAGGAAAAAACACUUCAAAUGUAAAAGGAAAUGUAUACAGAUUUGGUAUUCUUCUGGAAAAUUAAGUAUAUCCAAGUGUUGUGAUUGUUUUUCCUUGCGAGGGUCCCUUAUUGAAAAGUAAGAAAAAACUGGUUCAAUGGUGUAUAUCUUACUUUGCAAUCAAAGUAUUUACGUGUUUAUGUUGGUACUGGUCUGAUUAUGUUGGUGGGAGAAAACGCAUAGGUAGACCACCUCCUAGUUAGGGUUGUACUAAUGUGACACUGUGCCAUUAGUUGUCAUUUAGACCUGUAUGAUCAUUUGCCAAUGUGAACAGCUAGCCAUGUUUUCAAUUUGAUUCAUGCACAACUUGAUUCCAGUUGUAUGAGGUAAUUUUUCAACUAUGCUCUUGCUACAGUGCAAGAAAUCAUAUACGACACAUUUCUGCAUAACUUUUGAUAAAAAAAACACAUUUAAAUAUG
This is a messenger RNA of Gasterosteus aculeatus aculeatus (three-spined stickleback), 4978 nucleotides long. It is a transcript of the gene igdcc4, whose product is annotated as immunoglobulin superfamily, DCC subclass, member 4. Gene Ontology annotation, molecular function: protein binding. Gene Ontology annotation, biological process: cell-cell adhesion. Lineage: Eukaryota; Metazoa; Chordata; Actinopteri; Perciformes; Gasterosteidae. The record is from RefSeq and is a predicted model, not a curated record.